This is a messenger RNA of Thrips palmi, 2325 nucleotides long. RefSeq names its product proton channel OtopLc-like. The transcript has 11 exons. The record is from RefSeq and is a predicted model, not a curated record. Bases 1 to 2178 code for a protein of 725 amino acids. Gene Ontology annotation, molecular function: proton channel activity. Gene Ontology annotation, biological process: proton transmembrane transport. Lineage: Eukaryota; Metazoa; Arthropoda; Insecta; Thysanoptera; Thripidae. Gene Ontology annotation, cellular component: membrane.
AUGGAGACGCACCUGGAGUCGCCGCUGGAGUCCAACGCGCUCGGCAGCCGCCGCGACCAUCCCUUCGUGUACCUGCAGCCGCCGGCGCCGCGCAUGGACCGAGGCUGGCGCCGCCCCUCGGCGCCCUCCAUCUUCCACCACAUCGAGUCGGCGCUGAGCCGGCGCCUGAGCAACACCGGCGGGCCGACGGUGACGUUCUCGCCGCCGUCCUCGCCGCCCUCCUCGCCGCCACCGUCGUCGUCCGCGACGCUGCCGCUGCCCUUGCGACAGUCCGUCUUCCCCGCCGCGCCCUCCAGCACCGCGCCAUGCAGUGCCGUGGCGGUGCGCCGCCCCUCCGCCGUGGUGCUGCUGACGCACGCCAGCCCGCCGCGCGACGAGGAGAGGAGGUUAAUGGACUCGCCCGACCUGCUGGACCGCGACUCGACAACGUCGUUCAUGCCCCUGCAGUGCGAUGAGUACCUCAAAGUCACGCCCAAGUUCGACGACACGAUUACGGUGUAUCUUUCCGCCAUGUACGCCAAGCUGCUGGUCGUGCUGGGGAUAUCUUUUCCAAUUUUAGAAACCAUCCGUUCCGAUGGAAAAUACUACCAGGGUUUCUACUUGUACCUGUACAUCGGCACGUUCGUGUUCCUCUCCUUCAUGUACGGCAACAUGCUCAAGAAACGCGCUGUCGUCUUCGUCGUCAACACCUACAGAAGAAAGGAGAGCCACCCGCGGCCCAGCAUUGACUCCACGGCCAUGGGGCGGCUGGGCUCCAACAAGCACUACGGCAGCUUCUACCUGCGCCUGGGCGCCAUCGCCUUCGGCAUCGGCAGCAUGGUGUUUUCCGGCCUCGAGUUCGGCCAGUUCUUCGAGCUGACGGCCGAGUGCAGGUGGGCGACGCAAGCGCUGACCCCGGCCGCGCGCAUGGUGCUCACCCUCGUGCAGAUGCAGUUCAUAUUCCUCAACAACAGGGAGAUGGACAUGAUGCGGCACAAGGUGGCGGCGCAGUUUGGCCUCAUGCACAUGAUCGCCACCAACCUGUGCGAGUGGCUGACGGUCAUCAUCGAGGAGGCCAAGCACGAGAUCGAGCACCUGCACCACAGCUUCAACGGCUCUGGCGGCCACGGCGGCCACGGCGUCCACGGCGGCCACAGCGCGCACGGCCACGGCGCGACGGGCCACCACCGCGCCGUGCGCGACGGCCACGACGACGCGGCCAACGGCACGUGCGUGACGCCCACGGACAUCCUGGGGACCUUGGUGCGCAACGCGUCGCCAUUCCUGUUCCCUUGCACUGUGGAGUACUCGCUCAUCUGCGCCGUCGUGCUGUUCGAGAUGUGGAAGAACACGCACAAGGGCGGCCACGGCCACGGCCACAGCCACCACAGCCCGGCCAGGGACUCGGCCGUGUCCACCCAGGAGUUGGGCGGCCACGGCGUGCGCUCCGCCAACCACCUGUCCGUGGACUGCACCAAGGCGCACAAGGGCCUGUUCGCGGGCAUCGUCGUCGUGGUGCUCACCAUCAUCUGCCUCGUGCUGUACUUCGUGCUCAAGGAGGCCGAGGGCUUCGAGGCGUCCGGCAGGCUGGUGGUGAGCGUGUGCGAGCUCAGCCUCAACAUCAUCACCACCAUCGCCGUGCUCAGCGCCUUCUACGAGGUCCGGUCGCUCAAGUACCUCAGCAAGCACGGCGGCCUGGGCCUGGACAACACGCUGCUGGUGAUGGCGCAGGUGGGCGUGUUCCUCUACAACUUGUUCUCCGUGCUGGGCUACGGCGCGCAGGCCAUCAACGUCCGGCAGCUCGUCACCGAGAUCAUCGGCCUGAUGCAGGCCAUCUGCCAGACCAUCUUCGUGCUGGACUCGACGCGGCGCCGCUGCUCCUGCCCGCGCGAGUACCGCCGCAAGCCCGGCCGCCAGAUGGUCACGUUCCUGCUCGUGUCCAACAUGGCCAUGUGGCUGGUCAACACGCUGGAGAAGUCGCAGGCCAGCGCGAGGCCCCUGCUCUUCGACUUCUACGGCAAGUGGACCUGGACCCUCAUCGUGCACAUCUCCAUGCCCCUCGCCAUCUUCUACCGCUUCCACUCCACCAUCUGCCUGUUCGAGAUCUGGAAGUGCUGCUACAAGCUCAAGAACCCCUCCGUGCACAACGGCGUGGCCCUGCGCAAGCACACCGACUCGGAGCGCAGCGCCACCAACUGACGAACCGCCACGCCAUCCUGCCACGCCCUCCUCGGACACCUGCAACUACUUUUAAGGUUCAUCCUCUCUUUCUUUACUUUACCCACUUUGUUAUAGGAGACUGUACGGCGCAACUUAAGCGAAUAAAAUCUAGUUCUUUUUUCCUAA